CAGCAACCGGAAACAAUAGCGGAGGAGAAAAUAAACAACUGACAGUUGACUUUUUAUAAAUACUACUGUUGUUGAGUCACGGGAUGUAAUUUUAGGAUGUUUUGUUUAUUUGACUGUAAAAAAUAAUUUACAGUGAAUAAUUAGAGUAAACUCAGGAGCAAGAACAGCUGAUGUGGUGACGUCAUCAAGUCAGCUGCUGUUCCAAUCGCAGGAAGACCGUCCUCCCGUUGUCCCGUCCUUGGACUCCCAAAGAACACAAGUCUGUACUCGUGUACUUUGAAUUGAGAAACGCCGUUUAUUUUUCCAGUAGCUGUAACGUAAUUGUGACGUCAGGUCCACUGUUGUCGGAGCGCUAUUUCGAGCAGCUGCCGUUGCGUUGGCAACAUGAACACGUUGGUGACCAAAUUAGAUUACAAAUGGAUCCGUUUGACCCUGCGGCGACCUUGGAAAACAGCUGCGACGGCUUCCAAGGCCCGGCUCGCCACGCUCCCUCCAGGACCGGUCGUGCCCUCUAAGAAGCCCUUCAAGGUGGAGCUGGUGGCUGGAAAGCGUUACUCGUGGUGCACCUGUGGACACAGCAGCAAACAGCCUUUCUGCGACGGCGCCCACCGGACCAAAGCCCCGGGCCGGUCCCCGCUGCGCUUCGUCCCCGAGGAAGACGCCACGCUUUGGUUGUGUGGGUGCAAGUAUUCAGCCGACCCGCCUUACUGCGACGGCACGCACAAGCAGGACUUCAUUGUUUCCGCCACGUUGCACGAACAAGCGGACCCUUAAAGGACGGAGCGUUACGCCGCCUCCAUCACAGCGGCGCCCGUGAACUGACGGAGCGCUCUGGCAACGACGGGGUUAAUGACGAGGUCGAGGCCACAGCCGACGAUUUCAAUUUUUUUUUUGCUUUGUCUUUUCUAUAGGAGGGACGGCGGGCACGUGCACAGACGUGCCGGGGGGGGCAGGUGCUCAAACCCCCAAAAAAGGGCACCAUCGCCAAAAUGACGGAUCUAUUGAUCACUGUCACCUGAAGUUAGCAAGGAGUUGGUUGUUACGCAACACCUGAACAUAUAAACACAUAAACUACCUAAACACAUUGUUAAAGAACUCUUUGCAUUUGAUUAUUGUUAAUUUCAGUGUAGAAAUAGUGUACAUAAGAAAUAUUCUCUAAUAUUAUAACAUAAAUCCAUUUAAUUUGAAACCUUCAAAAUAAAAGCACAGAAUGUUUUUCUUACAUUUCUUUAAGAAAAGGUGAUAAUGUGUCUUUCAAGCCGUCAGGGGCCACAUAAAACGAAAAUAUCUCUAAUAUUAUAACAUAAAUCCAUUUAAUUUGAAACCUUCAAAAUAAAAGCACAAUAUAUUUUUCUUACAUUUCUUUAAGAAAAGGUGAUCAAAUGUCUUUCAAGUUGUUAGGGGCCUCAUAAAAUGAUGUGGCGGGCCCGCGGGCCUUAUGUUUGACACCUGUACUCGAGAGAAUGGAUUUACAAGGGAAACUACUGUGAAGUGCGUUCACGUGUGACGUCAUCCUCUCAUGGUGAUGAAGUGUAACUACAAUCUGUCAAAAAGGCAUUUUAUCUUCCCGUUUAACUUUUGGGAGAUCAUUUCAUCUACUUUGGGUUUUAACCCGUCCGUGAUGAUGUUGUGAAAUAUGAAAACAAGACGAUAAAAUGACGACGGCCUGUAAUACCGAGACUUACCACACGGAGCCUCGGUGUGGAGAACGAGAGGGAAGCGUCGGUCCGCCAUGCAGCAGGCGGCCGUGCUCCUGAGCUCCUGACUGACGGUCCGUCGGGGCCUCUCGGCCGUCAGCUGGUCACGGCGUUGGCUGCUUACCUUUAGGCUUACUUGAGUUAGAAACUCUCCAGAGUGAACGAGGGAAUCAGAAAUACAAUAAAUAACUGUCAACAUCUCUAUUCUUUGCAUCAAUAUUAUUAUAAUAUUUUUUUCCAUUGAAUUGUAUAUUUGAACUGAAGUAGUUCAUCUGUAUAUCAGUUAUAGAGUCCGAAUUAGCAUAAAAUAUCAUGAUGACCCUGAAA
Molecule: messenger RNA, 2024 nt
Organism: Pseudoliparis swirei
Lineage: Eukaryota; Metazoa; Chordata; Actinopteri; Perciformes; Liparidae
Product: CDGSH iron-sulfur domain-containing protein 3, mitochondrial-like
Exons: 3
Coding region: 385-774 (129 amino acids)
Cellular component (GO): intracellular membrane-bounded organelle
Molecular function (GO): 2 iron, 2 sulfur cluster binding
Source: RefSeq, a predicted model, not a curated record